Molecule: messenger RNA, 1888 nt
Organism: Strigops habroptila (Kakapo)
Lineage: Eukaryota; Metazoa; Chordata; Aves; Psittaciformes; Psittacidae
Gene: WRAP53
Product: WD repeat containing antisense to TP53
Exons: 11
Coding region: 27-1721 (564 amino acids)
Biological process (GO): Cajal body organization
Cellular component (GO): Cajal body
Molecular function (GO): RNA binding; protein binding
Source: RefSeq, a predicted model, not a curated record
CGGGAAGGGGCGUGGCCAGCGCUGUCAUGGCGGCGCCCAUGGAGCAAGCCCCGCCCUCCUCUGAGACCACCCACGACGCUGCGGAAGAGCCAAUGGGGCCCUCCCCCCUCGCUCUGGGCCGCCCCCCCCGGCCCGUGGGGGGGGCUCAGGACGAGUUCCGGCUCCGGCCCCACAACUACCUGCGGGGGUGCACGUGGGCCCCCGAUGGCUCCUGUGUGCUGAGCUGCAGCGCCGACAACACCCUGCGCCUCUUCGACCUCCCGCCCCCCCCCGCGGGCCCCCCGGCGCGGCCCCUCCCCCAGCUGGUGCCGGCGCUGCGGGUGGCCGAGGGUGACACCAUCUACGACUACACCUGGUUCCCCCUCAUGGACUCGAGACACCCCCCGACCUGCCUGGUGGCCUCCAGCAGCCGGGACAACCCCGUCCACCUCUGGGACGCCUUCGAUGGGACCCUGAGGGGCUCCUUCCGUGCCUACAACCACCUGGAGGAGCCGGUGGCGCCGCACUCGCUGAGCUUCACCCCUGACGGCUCCCGGCUCCUGGGGGGCUGCGACGGCUCCAUCCGGAUCUUCCCAACCCAGCGCCCGGGACGGAGCCACCAGGAGCGGCCCCUGCGGCAGGGCGGUCAGGGCCAGCGUGGCCUGAUUGGCUGCCUGGCGGUGAGUCCCAGCCAACCAGUGUUCGCCUGCGGCUCCUAUGGGCGGAGCCUGGGGCUGUACGCGCUGGAAGGGGGCGGGGCCCUUGCGCUCUGGCCCCGCCUCCCCGCGGCCCCCACCCACCUGCGCUUCAGCCCCGAUGGAGCCCGCCUCUUCGCGGGGGGGCGCAAGGACACGCACAUCCUGUGCUGGGACCUGCGGGUGCCAGAGCGCCCCCUGCUGGCGAUGGAGCGCCCCGUGGCCACCAACCAGCGUGUGACCUUUGACCUUGACCCGACAGGCCGGUUCCUGGUGAGCGGUGACACCAGCGGCUUUAUCACCCUAUGGGACACUGUUGGGACCCCCCCGGAACCGGGGGACCCCCCCUUGGUGACCCCAAUGCUGCGGUUCCGGGCCCUGCGUGACUGUAUCAAUGGUACCAGUUUGCACCCCGAGCUCCCGCUGUUGGCCACGGCCUCGGGGCAGCGGCUGUUCCCGGCGCCGUGGGACAGUGACGAGGAGGAGGAUGAGGAUGGGCCCCCCCCGGGAGGGGACAAUCGGCUCCAGCUCUGGUGGUGGGGACAUGAACCCCCCGAGGACAACGGCUGGGGUAUGGCCAUGGCCAUGGACACCGACUGUCACCCUAUGGGGGACACCCACUGUCACCCCAUUGAGGACACCCAUUGUCACCCCAUUGGGGACAGUGACUGUCACCCUAUUGAGGACACUGAUUGUCACCCCAUUGAGGACACCAAUUGUCACCCCACUGAGGACACCCAUUGUCACCCCGUUGGGGACACUGACUGUCACCCCCUUGAGGACACCGGUUGUCACCCCAUUGGGGACACCAAUUGUCACCCCAUUGAGGACACCGAUUGUCACCCCACUGAGGACACCAGGACAGUGUCUGACGAGUGUCGCCCCCUUGGAGACACCGACUGUGACCACCCCAUAGACAACACUUGGGACACCCGUGGGGACGCUGGGGCUGUGUGUGAUGACAGUCACCCCCCUGCGGACACCGACUGUGACGCCAGCGUUGACCACCCCACAUGCAGUGAGUGUGAGCCCCCCCAGGGACACUGAAUGUCACCCCUAUGGGGACACUGACUGUGACAUUGUCAUCUACAGCCCCCUAGGGCUGGUGUUUGGGGGGGGGUGGUUGUGUCCAGGGGUAGGUUUGAGGGUUUUGAGAGGGUGUUGUCACGUCCAGGUGAGUUUUGGGGUGUCACAUGUGGGUCUGAUGGAGGAUG